Periophthalmus magnuspinnatus is the source of this 1669-nucleotide messenger RNA. Its product is annotated as homeobox protein orthopedia-like. The coding region runs from base 78 to 1046 and encodes 322 amino acids. The record is from RefSeq and is a predicted model, not a curated record. NCBI's taxonomy places the organism in Eukaryota, Metazoa, Chordata, Actinopteri, Gobiiformes, Gobiidae. Gene Ontology annotation, molecular function: DNA binding; DNA-binding transcription factor activity, RNA polymerase II-specific. Gene Ontology annotation, biological process: neuron differentiation; regulation of DNA-templated transcription. The transcript has 3 exons.
AGAGCAUAUAUGCUUGGUAAAUUGCUUCAAAGUUGCAGUAGUAGUUUUUGGUACGGUUCGCCCUGGAGCGUUACGCGAUGCUUUCUCAUGCCGACCUCCUGGAUGCUCGGCUUGGUGAGUUAUCAGCUCUAAACAACGGCCCUAAACUCCACUGGAUGAAGGAUGCUGCGGAGCUGUUGGGACACAGAGAGCCCCUCAAGUGCCGCCUGGGUGGGAUGCCAGAGCCCGGACACCCGGGAGACAUGGCCCCUGGCGCGGACUCAGUGGAAGGCACCACCAUGCUGCCCAGUGAAGACAUUGCCACGGUGGGCUCCAAUGCGGGAAACAUGACAGUGAAUGGAAAGGAGCAAGAAAAACAACCGCAACCGCCACAAAGCUCCAGUCAGACCGCGAGCCAACAGAAGCAGAAGCGGCACCGGACGCGUUUUACGCCCGCGCAGCUCAACGAGCUGGAGCGCAGCUUCGCCAAGACGCAUUACCCUGAUAUUUUUAUGCGUGAGGAGCUGGCUCUGCGCAUCGGCCUCACAGAGUCCAGAGUUCAGGUCUGGUUUCAGAACAGACGCGCUAAGUGGAAGAAGCGGAAGAAGACCACCAACGUGUUCCGUGCUCCGGGCACGCUGUUGCCUACUCCGGGCUUUCCCCAGUUUUCGGCUGCGGCUGCAGUGGAGAACAGCCUAUGCUCCUUCCACGCAAAUGACUCCCGUUGGGCCACGGGCAUGCCGGGCGUAUCCCAGCUCCAGCUGCCUCCAGCACUGGGCCGUCAGCCUGGCAUGGGACAACCUCUAUCCCAGUGCAGCUUGGGGCCUGGGCCCCCAUCCAACUCCAUGGGCCUGUCCAACGGUCUCACCUCAAACGGCUCCGGCCUGCAGUCCCAUCUCUACCAGUCCCCGUUCCCAGGCAUGUCGGCGUCUCUUUCUGGCCCCACAAACGUGUCAGGCUCACCGCAGCUGUGUAGCUCCCCGGACAGUGACAUGUGGAGAGGGACGAGCAUCGCGUCAUUGCGGCGCAAAGCGCUGGAGCACACAGUGUCCAUGAGCUUUACUUAAAGUGACUUUUGUCAAACCCCUGAUCUAGGCCUCUGCUGUGACACCCUGCGAGAAAAACAUGGUCCAAAACUAUCAAACUGAUGCACGGACAGGAAUGGCUGCUUCGGGGUUAUUUAUCUUGUAAUUCAAAUGGAUUUUAACACUUACUGAUGGUGAAUACUAUUGUAAUGACAUAGACUAUAGGCCGUUUGCGAAGAGCCAAACAGUCGUUGUAUUUAUGUUUUUGGGUGCGUCAUGACGCACACAUGUUAUUGUGUUCAGGUGAAGUUGUGUUAUGUCAAACGGUUAUUUAUUCUGGCAAUACUUGCUAGGACCUACUGCACUCGCACCACGGGACCUGUGCACGUACAUUGUGUCCUCGGGUUAUUUGGACUAAGUUGGCCUGAGGGCAGCCCUCAAGAAGGAAAAAAUACACUUAGCGUCAGUGGCCUGCGCUGUGCGGAUGUUGUGUGUACAUAAGACAUUCUUACUCUGUUCCUCUGGUCUUUUUGUGACAUGUUUAACUUAUUGUAUGUGCUAUUAUUGAGGCAUUUCCUAAAUGUUUGUUCUCAUAUCAAAAUGCACCACUGACGGGUUUGUACAAAUUUAAAAUGACAAACAAUAAAAGUAAUUUUCAAGAUUGU